AUGACGGGACUGAUAGAGCAUAAGGAGUACGACUGGAAGGACUCGAAUCUGGCCCUCUUCGGGUCGGACGAGGACAAGAAGGUGAAGAGUAAGUCAACCAUUUGUUAUGCCUCCUUCUACCGCACACUCGUCCCCUUCAUUUCUGGCUUUCAGGCCGCCAGGUCAGGCCAAACAAAGACAAGCCGAGAGGGAACUCGAGGCAGUUGA
Messenger RNA from Protopolystoma xenopodis, 207 nucleotides. Lineage: Eukaryota; Metazoa; Platyhelminthes; Monogenea; Polystomatidea; Polystomatidae. The record is from the annotation of a GenBank genome assembly.